Messenger RNA from Xenopus tropicalis (tropical clawed frog), 955 nucleotides. RefSeq names its product translocase of outer mitochondrial membrane 5 homolog (gene tomm5). Lineage: Eukaryota; Metazoa; Chordata; Amphibia; Anura; Pipidae. The record is from RefSeq and is a predicted model, not a curated record. The transcript has 2 exons. Bases 520 to 675 code for a protein of 51 amino acids. Gene Ontology annotation, cellular component: mitochondrial outer membrane translocase complex; mitochondrial outer membrane.
AACUUUUUGGGUGGCACAUAAGAUCAAUUGUCCAUAUUUUCCUACUUCUACUAAUAUAAUACGAUUUGUGUUACUUUUUACACAAAAUGCAUAGGCAAUUCCAACACUAAGGAAAUGGCAAAGUGUAAUUAAGUAGUAAACCUUAAGUCUCAAAGCUUUAGAUAAAUAUGAGUGUGUAAGGUCAGACAGAUAUAAGCAUAAUAAUGAAUAUUCGUGCAUUUUUGAGUGUCCGCCCUACAGCACUAUUGUUUUUAGACCAGUCCACAGUCCCCACACGAAACAAUUCGUUUUGCUAUGCUUGUAACUACAUCACGAAAAUAAACUUCGCAAGAAUAUUGACCCUCGGCGGUGCCCGUAUGACGCGUAUUUCGUGCGCCUAUACGAUUUGUCAUUUUCCGGGAUUUCAACGAGUGACCUCCAGCUAGUGCGACCCCUAUUUCCGGGGAUGCGCAUGUUGUAUCCAGUCCUGCAAUAUUCCUAUACCUGCAUCUGAUCGCUCUUGUGCUUUUCCAUCACACGAUGUUCCGUCUGGAAACCCUUGGGUCGAAGUGUGAUCCAGAGGAGCUGAGGAAAAAGAUGCGGCAAGACGUGCUGACCUCAGUUCGAAAUUUUCUUAUAUACAUAGCAGUUCUGAGAAUCACUCCAUUUGUCUUGAAGAAACUGGACAGUAUAUGAAACAAUGAACUGAAGAGCUCCACAAAUGAAGCUUAUUGAAGAGUGGGACCUGCCUGGACAACAACAAAUUAUGGAUAGUGUUUUACAAAAAGUGAACUUAAUAUAUUUUUCACAUCCAUUAGACUGAGGUUUUUCCAGCUUUUGUUUUGCCUGUGACUGUUUGAGAACUGACCAUUCUUUUUAUGUAGAAUGUUACUGGCUUUUGUCAAAAAAGAAACUUAAAAGUGUACAUGGGCUGUUAUGUAAGAUGAACUAAGUAGUAAAGUUUUUUUUUCACAGA